This is a messenger RNA of Theobroma umbraticum, 569 nucleotides long. RefSeq lists its product as uncharacterized. The record is from RefSeq and is a predicted model, not a curated record. Lineage: Eukaryota; Viridiplantae; Streptophyta; Magnoliopsida; Malvales; Malvaceae.
CAAUGUUGGCAAGCACCAACCUCAUCUGUUGCAACUUCUCUCACUUACCUCAAAACUCAACAAAGUUCAACGCUUCAAUCCAAGCUACAAACCUUAGCCAACAAAGUCUCCUGCUUCCCAAAAGAACCUCAGUAUUCCUCAAACCCCACAGUUGGCAGGCCUUAACUUUCCCAUUUCACAGAAAGGGUGUUCUUCAAAUAUGUCAAAGUACCUCAAACACCCAGAAUUCAGAGGAAGAAACAAGUCGGGAUAAAGGGUCUUCAGUUGAUAAUGGUAAAGAAGGAAGGGAUUGGACAACCUCGAUUUUGCUUUUUGUGUUGUAUGGCGCUCUUAUGUACUAUGUUUUCAAUCUCACACCUGACCAGACCCAGUCAAGAGACAUAUAUUUUUUUAAAAAGCUCCUGAAUUUGAAGGGAGAUGAUGGCUUUAGGAUGAAUGAGGUUCUUGUCUCCCUAUGGUAUAUUAUGGGAUUGUGGCCUUUGGUGUAUAGCAUGCUACUGCUUCCAACAGGCAGAAGGUAUCUUCCACUUCUCUUACUGAGUUCUUUAUACUAUUUUCUGAACCUCUGA